Aspergillus fumigatus Af293 is the source of this 2604-nucleotide messenger RNA. NCBI's taxonomy places the organism in Eukaryota, Fungi, Ascomycota, Eurotiomycetes, Eurotiales, Aspergillaceae. The record is from RefSeq and is a predicted model, not a curated record.
AUGCUCCCUGUCCGAGAAUGGUCGAUUCUGUUGCAGCAGUGGACGGCUUUUUUCGACUCGACGGAAUCCCGCGUCAAUUUCUUCACCUACGACUAUCAGAUUACGCUCGACAACACUUUCUCGUUUCGAGCCCUAUUAGACAAAGGGCAUGACUUGCUGGCUGCUCUCAAUCAACACCAGCAGAAUCUUUCGGGCCCCGAAGUAUCGAAAAUCGGUGCGAUUCGAGAGCAGCAGUUUGCGCUCGCAGGCACACACGCGGAACUCCCCAGGCUCCAGCAGCUCGAUGGAAAGCCUCACUACAAGGUGCAGGAAUGGCUGCGGAUUGUACUGAGUAACAAUUAUAGGCAAGCAGUUGAACGCAGACUGAACCCGGCUGGCUCUUCAACCACAAAAGAAUGGCAACUGAUUCCAAUUUUGGACGGAUUCCACGCUCCAAGGAGACUUGCAAAACUGCCAUGUUUUAUGAUGGACAUCCCGGUUCGAAAUAAUGCUUUUUUCGGCCGGGAGUCGAUCAUUGAAGAGCUAGAUAAAUAUCUACUUCCACCGGAGAAGUCGUCACCAUUCUCCCUAGGAGAUUCGCAUCGACGACAUGUGGUUCUCUGCGGCAUUGGCGGUAUCGGGAAGACGUCAAUAGCCAUUGAAUAUGUGUUUUCUCGGAAAACGAAGUUCGAUGCCAUAUUUUGGAUUCGCUCCGAUGAGGCGUUAAAACUUGAACAUGACUUUUGUCGGAUCGCUGUGGAGCUUGGUCUUCAAGAUGCAAAUGAGCCUUUCAAUCCUGUCGUAUGCCGAGAGCUCACAAAGGGCUGGCUUGAGAAUCCGAUAAAAGUUCUCGACCAGGAACAUGAUAUUAUCAGCCAAGCGGAGGUUCAGUGGCUGAUAGUUUUCGACAACGCGGACAGCCCGGAUCUGUUGCAGGAUUAUUGGCCAUUGUCAUCUAAUGGAUCAAUUCUGGUGACAAGCCGAGACCCACUCUCUAAGAACAGUCCUUCAAUUGCAUACAGAGCUAUUGACUUACCCCCCUUGGAGGACCACGAGGGCGCGGAACUUCUUCGACGGCUCUCGCAUGUGACCGACGAGGAGGAGGUCUCUGUCAAGAUUGCGGUCAAGCUGGGAGGUCUUCCAUUGGCGAUCUCCCAGAUGGCAGCAGUGAUUCGGUAUCAAUAUCUUUCAUUUACGGAGUUCUAUGAAAGGUACGAAGACGAGCAUGAUCGGCGUGAACUUCAUUCUUUCGACGCGGUCAUUCCUAGACCGGAGGCUAGAGGGAAUAUUGCGUCUAUUUGGGCAGUGGAACAGCUGGGAAACCACGCAGCCUGUCUUCUGGAGAUUUGUGCAAUGCUGGACCCUGACCGCAUACAGGAGCGGCUUUUUAGUAGCGAAUUGAGUGCCCUAGGGUGGCUGGAGCAUUUUCCAAAGACUUCCUUUGCCUACUCCGCCGCGCGUGCGGACCUGAUCAAAAGAUCUCUUAUCACGCGCGACGCUGACAAGAAGGAGUUCAGGAUCCACCGUGUGCUGCAAGACUCAGUCCUAUCCAAGAUGUCUACUGAAAAGAUGCUUCAAACAUUCUCCUUUUCGGUAGAUCUUGUACUAGCAGCGUGGGGUAGUACACCACUCGUGCAGAGGCAUGUCAUAAGCCUAGCCAGGAGUCGUGAUGGCCUCUUUCCUCAUGCUCUAGCGCUGAGACAUAUGUUCGAGAGACAGUAUAAGGCCAAAAACCACGGACCAGGCCUGCAGAUUGCGAAACUCAUGAAUGAGGCAGGUUGGUACCAACACGAGAGAGGGAAUUCGGAAGACAUGAAGCCCUUUCUUACAUUGGCAUUGGAUAUUUGCGAGCAGACCCCUGGUCCAGAGUCGGCCCAAUUGCUCGCUGAUAUUCACUACGGGUUGGCAGCAGCAGCGAAUGAGACCAAUGAUGGAGCGGCUUGCCUCAGUCAUACCGAGCAAUUACUCAAAUUGCGUCUUGAGACAAGUUCAUCCACCGGCAAAAAUGACAUCCGCCUUGCAAUUGCACACAACGAGUAUGGCAUAGCUUUGGUAAUGAACAACGAAUAUGAGAAGUCUAUUGCGGCGUUCAAGACUUCCAUUGACGUGUAUCGUGGACUACUUGACUACUGGCCGUCGAUGGACACAAACCCACGCACAAAUAUGAGCUUCACAUUCUGGGUUAUGGGAGACCUGGACCAAGCUUGGCAGACUCUGCGUGAUCUUCUCAAACUGGUAGAGUGUACCACGGGCUUGGCAACAUUUGCUACGACCGUGGCCAAUUUGAGGAGAGCGAGGAUUGGCACCAGAGAGCACUCUCACAGUAUCAAAGCACGCUUGGCAAUAGCCAUCACAAGACUGCAGAUCUCUGUUAUCGCGUUGCUCAGCAUUGUCUACGACGCGGUGAAAUGGAGCAUGCUAGAGUCAGUAUAUCUCCCUGAGCUUGCCCGCACAACGUUUCUCAAGGCACAGUUGGCCAUGAUUUCGGGAGAGGUGUCAGAGGCUACAGAUCUUUUCAAGAAAGCAAAAGACAUGAGAUGUCGAAUACCACAUGCCCCUCACAAGCCAGAUGCAAGUCUAAGGGAGUCUGAUUUUGAUCGACUUGUGACAUUCUUUUCUCGGUAA